ACGUCACGAGCCCUUGCGUGCUGACGUCACGGUUGUUUCAAGGUUGAGGAAGGCGGCCAUUCGCGUAUCUCGUCUCUCGUUCCCCGAUCUCGGCGGCGAUGUCUCCUCCGUUGUCUCUCGCCUCGUCCGCAUGGCGCCUCGUCCGGGUGCCCGCGAGGCGGUACGCCUCGGUGGCGCACGAGGAGCACAAGAGCUCUCGCAUGUGGAAAAUCCUCACCUUCACGGUCGCCCUGCCCGGCGUCGCCGUCUGCAUGCUCAACUCCUACCUCUCGAGCCAGCACGAGCACGAGCGGGCCGAGUUCGUCCCCUAUGAACACCUGCGCCUGCGCACCAAGCGCUUCCCCUGGGGCGACGGGAACCACAGCCUCUUCCACAACUCCCACGUCAACGCCCUUCCCACCGGCUACGAGGAAAACGACAGCCACCACUAGAGGCGUCCUGCGCCGCUCUGCCCUCCCGUCUGUGCUGCCCUCUUGGCUCUGCUGCUGCUCCUCUGGGCUCCUAAGGCGUGCGCAUGUGUGUGUGUGUGUGCGUGUGUGUGCGUGUGUGCGGGCAGAAGUGUUGGUGGCGUGUGGAUUUGUCUCCGUGAAACCUUUGUGGGCGCCUCGAUGAUUUUAGAGGAUUUUCUUUGGUUUCUUUUCGUUGGGUUACCCCCCCCCCGCCCCCACACUGGGUGGCCCCAAUCUCCGUGCCGCUGGUAUUUGCUUGACCUCCACCUAAGGCCUGGCUCGUUCGUCUGUCCUAAAUGUAUAAUGCUCCAGGAGCCCUAAACUUAAUUUUAAAGACGUUUUUUUUGACCAGGUGUCUAAAGGUCCUCAUACACUGAGCUCUUCUACGUAGCUCUUCUUUCGGAAGCGACCUGGCCGAUCACAAGUAAACUAAAGAUAUUUUUAUUUUACCGCUUGACCAAGGGCGCCACGCACUUGAGCUACGUAGCUCUCAUUUCAGUUCGCUUCUGAAAGAGCGUUGUGGUCUUACACGCCUGGUGAAGUACAAAAAUCGUGAAUAGAUUUAUAAGUUGGGGGUAGACGUUGAGCCAAAGGAUGUAAAUUGUUUAUUUUCUUUCUCCGAGUGGGAAUGAUUGAACGCACGCACGGACGGCCCACACACGCCCACACACGCCCACACAAACGCAGGCUACACACCCCCAAAGCCACCUUUCAAUUGCUGUAACAAGUUGCAAGGAGUCUUUCCCGGGCGCUGAAAAUAAACACGCAGUCACAAACGUC
Messenger RNA from Lethenteron reissneri (Far Eastern brook lamprey), 1229 nucleotides. RefSeq names its product cytochrome c oxidase subunit 6A1, mitochondrial-like. NCBI's taxonomy places the organism in Eukaryota, Metazoa, Chordata, Hyperoartia, Petromyzontiformes, Petromyzontidae. Gene Ontology annotation, molecular function: enzyme regulator activity. Gene Ontology annotation, cellular component: respiratory chain complex IV; mitochondrial inner membrane. Gene Ontology annotation, biological process: mitochondrial electron transport, cytochrome c to oxygen. The record is from RefSeq and is a predicted model, not a curated record.